UAAUUAUAUUUGAUCAAUUUAGUUCAAGGCAGUACAUCCUAUUUUAUUAUUUUUUAAAGGACAAAAAGUAAUUAUAUUUUACCAAGGCAGUACGUCCUCUUUUAUCAUUCUUUAAUUUGUAAACAUUAAGUACAUAUUUUGGGAAUACUGACAAAUGCUAAAAAAAAUUAGGCUGUGGUUUAUCCAAAUCUUACUCCGUGACCCAAACCUAACUUGUGCAACAUAAUUUUAAUAAUAUAACGUUUCAACCAAUCAGCUCAUCGGAAUCAACUGGCUCUCGUCGAUUUGAUUACUUUGGUCUGGUACAAACUAGUCGCUCCAAAGCCGCAUCGAUUAACCGCUCUUCUGUUUAUCACUAAAUAACCAUCAAACGCGAACUAACUGCAGACUUUUUUUUUUUUCUAUGCCCGGCCACAUUUUCGGUACGUAUGUCUUCGCCGCGUGUCCGCCUUUGACAACAUCCGCCUUCCCAUGUUUAUUUACAUGGCAACAUAUGGUUAGUUAGGGCAACUUUUUCGACGGCCAUGGAGCCGCUGUUUGAACACAGUGUGUAUUUUCCCGCCGCGGGGGAGCUGGUGGACCCGGCGGAAUGCGACACUCUUCGGCAGAGAACACACUUUUACCUCGGGGAGACGGUCCAUUUUCUUGUGGUUCUGCGUAAAGGUAGUUUGUUAAGGGCAAAGCAAAUGGGCGACUUGUUCGCUGUGGCGACCGUUGGCGCCCUUCUCGACGACAGUCUGAUCGACCCAAAUAACAACGCAGAAGAAGAAACAGAAGCGAAGGAGGACCAACCAGGUGACAUUUUGCUUGAGCACCACAGAAGAAGAAGCAUCGGUGCCACCCACAAAUUCGUAGAGUGCCGCCCGCUUCUCAACCACAACAAUGCACGUCAUAGGAUGGAACCGGUCAAGUCAAUUUCAUUGUCAGAAGAACAGAUUUCCUUCAGUCUUAAGGUUACUUUGGACAAGCUCCCCGUUGACACACUCCAAGCCAAGAUUGUGGUGAGCGUGUGGGAGCAGGAUGAAGACCAGAUGGAAGUAAAGGAACAUGGCUACCUCGGAGUCUUGCGGCUCUGCUCGCCUGCACGCACUUUCCGAGAGGACCUCAACAAAUUCAAGGCGCAGGUCAGUGCCACUUUGAAUGUUCUGCCGCCCCCCAGUGUCGGGUGUCAGCACCUGACCGUCUCUGGAAAACACCUGACCUUCCUGAAAGUUUUGAACGGUACCUCUUGUGAGGAGCUUUGCAUCACAGACGUGAGAAUCCUUCCCAACUACAACUCGUCCUACCUUCCAAUGAUGCCGGACGGUUCCGUUCUGGUCGUAGACAAUGUCUGCCACCGAUCAGCUGAGGUGACCAUGGCGUCGUUUUACCGCGUGGACACCGAGUGUUCGCUUCUCCCAAGCACAUUGGGCAGCCUGGAGGAGCACAACUUCCUGUUCAGGCUGCAGCUCCAGGACAAAGAAGACCACGACUCCAGUGAAGGUUUGGAAAUUCCACUGGUUGCUGUGCUACAAUGGCACACGUCAUCACCCCCCCGCACGAGGCACAUAGCCACUUUUUACUCACUGCCGAGCAUCAGCUUGAAUCGUCCUCGGUUGGUGAUGAUCGCUUCCUGCCCGAGGGUCGUCAGGCCUCGCCAGAGCUUUCCGGUCAAGUACACUCUAGUCAACAACCUACGCGACUUCUUGUCUGUCCGGCUGCGCUGGAAUUUUCAGGCUCACGCAGGAGGAGGAAGCCACCGAGACCGCGAGGUGACAGCCGUGGUGUGCCAGUCUCCCUUCAGCAACCUUGGCUGUAGCAAGAAAGGCUCCAACAUUUCUUUUACCGUCGCCUUCCAAAUACUUGAAACGGGACUCUUUGAGUUAAGUCAGCACAUGAAAAUGAAGCUACAGUUCACAUCGCCACUCGAGGAGCCCCGAUCGCCCCAGAGGUGCACGCAAGCCUCAGUCGACAACGUCAAACGCUCCUUGAGCUUCUCCCAACAGCCGCACCUUCCCAGACCACACCACGUCAGGACUGGCAGUAUGGUGGAGCGUCCAUUCGCCACGACUCCAGAGCAAAGUCUCGUUUCACCGGACCAGGUUGCUAAAAGACAGUGUCAGGUGUUUGUGCUGGAGCACAUCGGCAGCUGAUAAUUGCGGACCAUUUAAGGGUGUUUUGUAUUCUAGAAUAGGAUAUGGCAACCAAACUGAAGUCUUAACACUGGUUUUAUUUGGAUCAUUAUUUAUGUGAGUUAUUUUUCAAAUAUUUAUUUUAGUGUGUUCUCUUCAUUUCAGUGCUUACUACACUGGCCAUAGCACAUAAAGCCAUGUUGACCUACCUUAAACUUAUUUCCGAAUGUUUCAGUUUUAUUAUCUUAAUGUUUACAUAUUUGUCCUUUAUUUAUGACUGUUGUAUUUUAUUCUUCUAAUAUAUGGACUUAUUUUCCUGUAAUAUUUAGACUUGACUUUUGUCCUCAUGAGAGUAUAGUUUGGGUAAAUUAUGACUUUGCAAAAAGACAAUCAUAUUUCCACAUAAAAGUUUUCCUUUUCACAGAAUUUUAUGCCUUUAUUUUCAUAUUUACAUUGUAAUUAUUAUUUUUUUCUCUCUUGAGACUUCUCAAAAGUAAUUGUUUUCGCACAAAUAAGGCAAUAUUCUCAAAAUUAUGACUUCUCUUCAAAUUAAAAUUAUAACAAUUUAUCAGUAAUUAUGUGAUAAUUUUAGGUAAUUGUUUUAGUGUGUUGCACUCAUCUCAUUGCUUGGUCCAAUGUUUUGAAAUAUUCAUGCAAAAUGUCAAAUUUUGCGAUUUGAAUGUAUAUUUCAAGAAUCAAUGUGAAUUUCUUUUCUUUCUGAAAGCAUUUCAUCAAACUGAAAUAAAAUAUAAUU
Messenger RNA from Syngnathus acus (greater pipefish), 2865 nucleotides. It is a transcript of the gene trappc14, whose product is annotated as trafficking protein particle complex 14. The record is from RefSeq and is a predicted model, not a curated record. Gene Ontology annotation, biological process: cilium assembly. Gene Ontology annotation, molecular function: alpha-tubulin binding. NCBI's taxonomy places the organism in Eukaryota, Metazoa, Chordata, Actinopteri, Syngnathiformes, Syngnathidae. The transcript has 11 exons. Gene Ontology annotation, cellular component: TRAPPII protein complex. The coding region runs from base 525 to 2132 and encodes 535 amino acids.